Molecule: messenger RNA, 6748 nt
Organism: Spodoptera exigua (beet armyworm)
Lineage: Eukaryota; Metazoa; Arthropoda; Insecta; Lepidoptera; Noctuidae
Source: the annotation of a GenBank genome assembly
AUUUAGCGUCAUAUGAGUACGGACAAUCUUUUUAUUAUUGCUGUUAACAUAAUAUUACGAGAUAACCGCAUUAUCUCUUGAUCUUACUAUAAAAUCUUCAGUGCUUGAGGAAAUAAUUUAGAAAUUCACGAUGCAAAGAAAGUUCACGGUUGCUGUGUUUCUCGUCUCUCUAGCGAUAUGGAAUGCCAACGCUGCAUCCAUCCAGACUUCUUCUACCAGUAGUUCUCAAUCAUCUUCAGAUAAAUCAAGUGUAUCAAAUACAACUGGAUAUUUAAUAAACGAGAAUUCAGUAACCUCAACAAAUUCAGAGCAAAGUACAAAUACAACUGAUGAAUCAAAUACGAACGAUGCAUCUACAACUUAUUCGGCCAAUUUAACAGAUGUGACAUUUACUGUAAAUAGAGCUGAUACAGUAAAUACUUCCAAUACUGAUAUUACCUCAGAAGCUAAUACAACAACGGCACUAUUAACUGCAUCUACUUCAGAUACUGGAAAUGCAACAAAAACUGAAGAUACUUUAUCUACACUUGUGUCUAGUUCUGCCAACUCUACAAAUUCUUCUUCAGGCUUAGAAGUUUCAAACUCAUUAAACACCACUGAUAAAUCGUAUCAAAAUGUUUUGAGGCAAACAGAUAACAGUAUUGAAAAUUCUACAUUGGAUUCUAUAACAUCAUCUAAUAUAACAACUGGGUUUAAUGCUUCAAGGUUUUUUAACGAAACUGAAACAUUAGAUACAUCAAUUUGGAAUACUUUUAAUUUUACAAAUACCACAAAUGUGAGCGCUAUUUCUAAUUCGACAUUAUUCACAGACAAUUUGGUUUCGCAGACUACUAAUAUCACUGUUGCAUCCAACUCGUCAUAUGAUACUGAUUCAAAGAAUUAUCAAAGUGCAUUACUUUCAACAGAUUCCGAGACUUCAGAGACUUUAAAUUCCACAACUUCAACAAAUAUUUCGGACGCAGCAACUUAUAAUGCAUCCAAUAUUAAUGAACAAUUUAUUAAUGUUACAACAUCUGGUGAUGCCACGGAUACAUCUAUAUCAGAUGCUUCAAAUGUUAUGAAAUCAACAAACGAAUUAAAUACAGUUAAUUCAAAAAAUUCGACUCAAAGUGCAAACACAACCUAUUUUCAAAGUUUGGAUGGCACAAAUUCUACUAACCUUUUGGGAAUUAACAAUGCAUCAACAACGACAGACGUUGUAAUUUCUUCGUCAUUAAACUCUACGACAGCAACAAAUUCUUCGUUUGAUGGCGAUAUUACAAGUUCAAUAAACUCAUUAAGUACAAAAUAUAAUUCAACAUCAGACAGUGCGAAUAAAACUAGUUCAACAGACUUUACAGGGUAUUUAAAUACUCAAAGUAGUCAAUCAGUGUCAGAUACCUUCGAGAAUACAAACACAAACGAUUCUUCGGAAAAUUCUAGUUUAAAAUCAGAAUAUUCUUCAAACUCCUCAUCAAGUUCAAAUAUUGAAAAUUCAGCAAAUUCUACAGUGAAUUUAAACUCAUCCUUAUCAGAAACCUUUAGCCACUCAAAUUCAUCGAUUAUAUUGGAUUCAACAAAUUCAUCCACUGCAAUUAAUGUUCAAACUUCUUCUGAAUCCAAUUCUACUACAUCAACAAUUACGACUGAUGACAUAAAAAAUUCAAAUCUACAAAACACAGUAAAAACAACAAGUAAUUCUUUGUCAGAUAUUGCAAAUAUAACAAGUUCUACUGAUAAUAGUAGCAAUAUGAACUUACAAGCAAUAAGUCAAUCUUUAGACUCUUCGAAAAGCACAAAUUCAAGUGAUUCUAUUGACAUUGCUACCAACAAAACUGAAUAUAUAUCCAAUUCCACAUCUGAAACAGAAACUAUGAAUUCCGUAAAUGAAACAGAAACUUCAGAUUCAACAGUAUUUGAAAACAAAAAUUCAACAAAUUUCUUAAAUACUGAAAACACCUCAAACUCUUCUCAUUCCUCCGAUGCAUUGAUAUCGUCUACAGUAAAUUCUACAAUUUCUGAAGACUUUACAUCGGACUCAGUUUUUGCAAACUUAUCAAAUUCAUCAACUAUAAAGGAAACAACUUUAUCCGAAACUAGAAAUUCCUCAAUUUCAACUGAUAAUUCACAUUAUGAUGGUCAUUCCAACCAGACAGUCUCUAAAUCUAACACUAAUAACACAGAAUCAAAUGAUUCAACAGAAUUGUUGCAAUCAGAAUCAUUUUAUUCUUUAGAUUCAUCGUCUGCAGAAGAUAUGACAAAUUCAAUAAAUUCAACAAAUACAUCCGGCACAUCUACACUAAAUAUAAUAAAAUCAUCAAGUUCAAAUGAGACUAAGAAUGUCAAGAAUUCUACCAGUGAAAUUGGUGCUUUAGUAUCCGUUACAUCAAAUAGCUCUAAUUCAAAACAAUCAACAGAAACAAGAAACAUAACGGACUUGUUUAAUACAGGAAAUGUAACUGAUGUUUUUUCUACAGAUAACACUACUUCAUUAAAUUCAACAGUAACAUCAAGUUCCUACAACGCUGAUUAUUCAUCUAUAAGUGAAGACUCCACAAGUUCUAUUAGUGAUAAUUCAAGUAUCACCAACUCAAUUGAUAAACUAUCCAACUCAAGCUCAACUCAGAAUAGUAGCACUUCAUCAAGUACAUCAGUGCCCAGCAGUUCAGUUUCAAGCAGUCCAGUAGCUGAUUCUGAUUCAAACUCCAAUAGCAGUUCUAUUAACUCAUAUGCAACAACAAAUACUACCAUUUCAACGAAGACUGAUGAUAUAGAAACGACGUAUUCCACUGAUGACAUCGCUUUUAGGAACGUAACAGAAGUCAUUGAUGAGGAAACUUCCAUAAUCACAAAUAAUCAUACUGAUACGUCAAGUAGAGUUGUUACCACAGAUAACUCUAAUAACGAGACAAUAAUCACUAUCGUGACAAAAAAUAUGACUGUUACAGUAAACGAUGAUAUCACAAAUAUAACUGAAAUUAUGGUUGUAACAAACAUAACCAGUAGUACUAAUACUACCGAAGAUAUUAUUAAAAGUGAUAUAACCGAUACAAUUACUACUGUUAUUUUUACUAAUACUACAAUCAUAACUAUGAUUACUGAGGGUAACGAUACCAUGGUUACUACAACGUCAUUUAAUAGUACAGAUUAUGUCGAAACAACAGCUGUUGAUGAUACAAUACACGACAUAAUAACUUCUAUAUUUAGAAAUAGUUCAGAUAUUACGACUUCACAAAGGUCAUCGGAUGUUUCAAAUAGAACUAUUACGAGUGAAUCAACAAAUUCAACUAAUUUAUUGAGAGUAACCGGAGAUGGAUCAGACUCUAACAGCUCAUCCGAAACAAAUACAACUUCCAUUUGUACGUCGCAAGGAUUCUUAGCAGAUCCAGAUUCUGAAAAUUGCACGAGAUACUAUGAAUGCAUUCAAAAUAGUGAUGGUGACUAUACUGAGUCAUUGAAUACUUGUCCUGAUGGCUCUUACUAUAAUCCCGAUACGACGUUAUGUGACUUUGAUUACGUAUGCCCAACAAACUCGACGGAUAACAACAACUCGACCAAUACAGGUAAUACCAGUGGCGAAUCAAAUUCAACUGACAUUUCCAACUCCACGUCUAUAUGCACAAGUCAAGGAUAUAUUGCGGAUCCAGACUCUAAAGACUGCACGAGAUACUAUGAAUGCAUUCAAAAUAGUGAUGGUGACUAUACUGAGUCAUUGAAUACUUGUCCUGAUAGCUCGUACUACAAUCCUGAUACGACUUUGUGUGAUUUUGAUUACGUAUGUCCAACAAACUCGACAAUUAACAACAACUCGACCGAUACAGGUAAUACCAGUGGCGAAUCAAAUUCAACUGACAUUUCCAACUCCACGUCCAUAUGCACAAGUCAAGGAUAUAUUGCGGAUCCAGAUUCUAAAGACUGCACGACAUACUAUGAAUGCAUUCAAAAUAGUAAUGGCGACUAUACUGAGUCAUUGAAUACUUGUCCUGAUAGCUCGUACUACAAUCCUGAUACGACUUUGUGUGAUUUUGAUUACGUAUGCCCAACAAACUCGACGGAUAACAACAACUCGACCAAUACAGGUAAUACCAGUGGCGAAUCAAAUUCAACUGACAUUUCCAACUCCACGUCUAUAUGCACAAGUCAAGGAUAUAUUGCGGAUCCAGACUCUAAAGACUGCACGAGAUACUAUGAAUGCAUUCAAAAUAGUAAUGGCGACUAUACUGAGUCAUUGAAUACUUGUCCUGAUAGCUCGUACUACAAUCCUGAUACGACGUUAUGUGAUUUUGAUUACGUAUGCCCAACAAACUCGACGAAUAACAACAACUCGACCGAUACUUCCAACUCCACUUCCACAUGUACGAGUCAAGGAUAUCUUGCGGAUCCAGACUCUAAAAAUUGUACGAGUUACAUUGAAUGUGUUGGAAAUGAGGAUGGCAGUUACACGGAGACAGUGUACACGUGUCCAGAUAAUUCUUACUACAAUCCCAAUACGACUAUUUGCGAUUUUGACUACAAGUGUACGACAGAUUCGUCGAAUUCUUCAUCGGGUUCAUCCGAUAACUUUACAUGUACAUCAGCUGGUCGGUUCCCAAACAGCGGUGACAGUACUUGUCAAUCGUAUUUUAGCUGUGUGUUAUUGGCCAAUGGAACCUUUGUUUUAAAUGAGUAUAACUGUCCAAUAUCUUCAUGGUUCGACCCGAAUAAACUAUAUUGUACGACGUCAUACACGUGCGGCUCCUAGACACUCAAAUAACAAAUUAUUAAAUUUAAGAAUUGCUAUGUUAUUGAAACAACUUAAUAAAUUAAUACAAUUGAUGUAAUUUUAUUUACCACACAAAUACUACCUACUACAAUAAAACUUGAUAUUAUUAUAUAUUUAAAUGGAUUUCAUAUUAUUAAGAAGUUCAAAAAGUAUAAUAUUCUGCAACCCGUUUUCAGAAAAUUGAAAAAAAUACUUUCAAUUAUGAAACCUUUAACUAAGAUCUAAAUAGGUAAGUUCAAUUUCAUUAUUUUCAAUUCUAAGCACUUAAAAUAACUACGCGUUGCUUAGAUCCUCAGUAGAUCACAGCAAUCCAACAAUUUAUAAAUUUCUUAUUAAUUAUUAGCCCGAGGAAGAAGAUGUUGUCAUGAUGCAUGCACCAUCAAGAAGACUCGGUAAAUUUUGCUGAGAAGUAUAUUAUAUGUCGUUAUAUGCAUUAUAUUUUGUCACAUGGUGCAAAAAGCGUGGUUUUUCUAUGUUUAAAAUGUUUCCAAGACAAAUCUCUUACGAAACUAUGGAAUUUAUGUUUUUUAUUUGUCAUAUUUCUCCUUUUUCUUUUAACUUCAUCUAAUAAUGUAUCCUUUAUCUUUACGUCCUGAAACUGUGCUUCGUUAAUUAAUAUCAUGGCGAGUUUCCUUGCUGUCAUAAGGUUUUGUUUAAACUUGUCAGUUUGGCCAAAAAUUUCACUAUUGUUUACUACCGCCAAGUUUAUAUAAAGAUUUGACUUGUCUGGAACUAAACUAUGACUUGUGUUAGAUUUUUUUAUAUGUGCGAAGUAUUUUCGGAAGUAAUUUUCUCUCGCCUUUUUAAUAUACUCAGCAGUGAUGGGUUUGUGUUUGUAUUUAGCCCUUCUGUCUCCUACAGUGACAGUACUCAAGGUGGUGUCUUCAUCUUCCGUAGAUUUCUUAUCACCAUUUGGAGUGACCACCUUGAAGGGCGUUAUAUUCUCGCUGUAACGUUUGUGGUUCUCACUUUCGAGUUCCGGAAAACUUGUAACCAAAUAUGUGGAUUCAUUAAUUCGUCGCACUUGGUACGUUUUUACACUAAUAGAAUAUGUCGUGAAACUAUUGAAUAUUAAUUGUAAAAAUAAGAUAUAUCUUGUAAUCAAAGAAAUCAUUAAAAACUAUUUCACAUUGAGACUUACGCGUCAUUUUGACAAACUUAGUCGACAAUGUCAACUUAUUCUGUACAUCCUAUGACAAUGGCAUCAUAAACAAUUAAAAAGUAUACAACGUGACCUUAUUUUAAAAGUAUGUGGUCUAAGGUUGAAUUAGUUCUUCGUUAGUCUAUUUAUGGUUAGGUUUUAGAAAUGGUGCAGACAUUCGCAAAUUACAAACUUUUCUAUAUCUAAAGUGUAUAACUGUGUAAGUACCAACCACUUAACGCCAAGACGCGUGAUACCGUCGCGUGUAAGUCGGUAAAAAGUGAAUGAAAAUCACACAAUGGACGUCGAGAGUCAGCUCCCAUACCACGGAAUCAAGGUCAAAUUUGUCUGGCAAAUCAUCCAAAUACACUUUGCAUCUCAACACAACUUUACAAAGUAAAAUAAACUUUAUUCAGUUGAGUAUUAAGACUGAAAUCGUUUUAAUUGGAUUGUACUUAGAUCGAUCUGAAGAAAGAGUCUGAGAUAGUUCCCGAUGGUGUUAUUGUUUUCAUUGCCACCGAGCACACGCUUCUUAAUUGCCAUUUCCGUAAAUGAACAAGAAAGCAAUGGAAUCGUGAAGGUUUAAAAAAGUGUUGUAGAUAUACGGACAUUUUUUUCUUAACGUUUAGAAUUUUAAAGAAAUGAAUUGUUUGCCAUGAGAUAAAAACGAAGAGGAGGAAAUUAAGAAUUUUUAUUUAGAUUUUCUCUUUGAUAUCGAUAUCGAUUCUAAUGCCUUUGUGCUGAAAAAAAGAUCCCAUUGAUCUAUAAUCUAUGCAAUAUGUACUGGCUGUGAGAUUUAAUAGAAAACGUAUAUAAAAUAUUUGGAAAAGCAAGAUUUCUUAAAAGUUUAGUCCAUUUUAUUUAUU